This is a messenger RNA of Anolis sagrei ordinatus, 4079 nucleotides long. It is a transcript of the gene ETS1, whose product is annotated as ETS proto-oncogene 1, transcription factor. Gene Ontology annotation, biological process: regulation of transcription by RNA polymerase II; cell differentiation. The record is from RefSeq and is a predicted model, not a curated record. Lineage: Eukaryota; Metazoa; Chordata; Lepidosauria; Squamata; Anolidae. Gene Ontology annotation, molecular function: sequence-specific DNA binding; DNA-binding transcription factor activity, RNA polymerase II-specific. Gene Ontology annotation, cellular component: nucleus.
AUUGAUGGAGAACAUACACAAGAGGACGAGGACAGAGCCUUGGAUGGUGUCAGCAGAUGCGGCGGGCAUCCAUUGCAGGGAAGGACUGGUUGAGUGUCGCUCAUUCGAAAUGGGAUCUGUAGUUUUGGGGAGGCGAGAGAGCUUGGCUGGUGGGACCGCGGACUUUUUUGGGAGGGAGCCUUCGGGGCGGGGAGGAAGGGCUGUCCCCGAGCAGAGCCCGGCCCACGCACUCGCCGCCCUUCUCCUCCUCCUCCUCGGAGAAAGAGAGAGGGAUUGAGAAAGAGAAAGAAAGAGAGAGAAAGAGAGCGCUCCUCGAGCCCAGCCUGGGAGAAACGCCCUGGAAGAAAGAAGGGAACGCGGAAGGCAGAGAGGAAGAAGAGGGAGAAAGAGAGAGAGAGAGGAGACGCAGCCUCUUGGAGGAAUUGGAGGCAAGUGGAGGAGGAAGAGGAGAAGAAAGAAGCAAGGUCUUUUCUCCCCCAACUCUUUUGGGACGGGAGCGGGGGGCUCCCCAGGACUCAGCCCCCUCCCCUCGCCCAGCCUUGGACCCUUGGCCACCAUGAAGGCGGCGGUGGACCUCAAGCCCACCCUGACCCUCAUCAAGACCGAGAAGGUCGAGAUGGACUUGUUCCCUUCGCCGGAUAUGGAAUGUGCGGAUGUGCCUUUGUUAACCCCAAGCAGCAAAGAAAUGAUGUCACAGGCAUUAAAGGCCACAUUCAGUGGAUUCACGAAAGAACAGCAACGACUGGGAAUUCCCAAAGAUCCCCAACAGUGGACAGAGACCCAUGUACGAGACUGGGUGAUGUGGGCAGUGAAUGAAUUCAGUUUGAAAGGUGUGGACUUCCAGAAAUUCUGCAUGAAUGGAGCUGCAUUGUGUGCUCUGGGAAAGGACUGUUUCCUUGAAUUGGCACCGGACUUUGUAGGAGAUAUUCUUUGGGAACAUCUGGAAAUCCUGCAAAAAGAAGAGAUAAAGCCGUAUCCAACAAAUGGAAUGAACACUGCCUAUCCAGAAUCCCGUUAUACAUCUGACUACUUCAUUAGUUAUGGCAUUGAGCAUGCGCAGUGUGUUCCUCCGUCAGAAUUUUCCGAGCCCAGUUUUAUUACAGAGUCCUACCAGACCCUCCACCCAAUCAGCUCCGAAGAGCUCCUGUCCCUCAAGUAUGAGAAUGAGUACCCGUCAGUUAUCCUCCGCGACCCAGUGCAGAUGGAAUCCUUGCAGACAGAUUAUUUCACAAUCAAACAGGAAGUUGUAACACCGGAUAACAUGUGCAUGGGGCGCACCAGCAGAGGUAAACUUGGAGGCCAGGAUUCUUUUGAGAGUAUAGAAAGCUAUGACAGCUGUGAUCGGCUGACACAAUCAUGGAGCAGCCAGUCAUCCUUCCAGAGUCUCCAGCGUGUCCCUUCUUAUGACAGUUUUGAUUCUGAGGACUACCCAGUGGCCUUGCCCAACCACAAGCCCAAAGGCACCUUCAAGGACUAUGUUCGGGACCGGGCUGACAUGAACAAGGACAAACCUGUCAUUCCUGCUGCUGCUUUGGCUGGCUACACAGGUAGUGGACCCAUUCAGCUGUGGCAAUUCCUGUUGGAACUUCUCACAGACAAAUCCUGCCAGUCUUUCAUCAGCUGGACAGGAGAUGGCUGGGAAUUCAAGCUCUCAGAUCCUGAUGAGGUGGCAAGGAGAUGGGGCAAAAGGAAAAACAAGCCAAAAAUGAACUAUGAYAAGUUGAGCCGUGGAUUGCGUUACUACUAUGACAAGAACAUCAUCCACAAGACAGCAGGGAAGCGCUACGUCUACCGUUUUGUGUGUGAUUUGCAGAGCUUGCUGGGCUACACUCCUGAGGAGCUCCACGCCAUGCUGGAUGUGAAGCCAGAUGCUGAUGAGUGAACGGAAGAAGUCGACUAGAAGAAAAACCUGUAUGGGAGAGAUUCCUUAGGUCUAUCUAAAAAUUCUAUUGGACAAUAUGUUUUUGGUGGUCACCAUUUCCAUUUCAAAAAAAAAAUCAGAUUGUGAAGGGGCAGGCUGUUAAGCUUUUGAAUGAAACUGUGAGAUAAUGUGUCUGUGAGUAGAAAGAGCAGCUUUUCACAUUGGAACGUUCUUGGAAGGCUUUAUUCGGUUUUAUAUUUUAACAUUUCGGGAAUAAAGAUAUUUACAGUUAAGUGCCCAUUACAAAUUAUUUAACCAGUUAAUUCAUGGCUUCCCUUCCAUAAACCAUAAACUGACAAUCCACAAGCUCAUAAGGCUCUCUUUUUGUGUGGGGAAUGUCCAUAACAUCCUGUUUUCCAGGGAAGAUAUAACUGAAAUAGCCAAGAACUGUGAUCCUUGAUAAUUUUUCAUUUCAGAAAGAUAGAUUUUCUUUGUUGUUCUUGUUCUCAUUGUUAUCAGAUGGGGACCAAAAAACCUUUUUUAAAAUUUGUAAAAAAAAGUUAUUUUAUUAAAUUUUGUGCCAGUAUUUUUUAAAAUAGUCUUAAGCUCUAAGAUGGUUUCAGUAUUGCAAUAUGUGUGUUUGUUUGUUUGCUAUACCAGCUGCCAAUUUAAUUAGCAUCGCGGGGAAAGAAGUACAGAGUCUUUGUAGACCCCCCACCAGAAAUAGUCAGACUUGACAGCUCCAUUAAAAAAAAUCAACUGGGGAGAAGGAGACAGAGUUGUAAUUGAGUGGCUGUUUUGCUUUAACACUGAGGCUCCUGCACUUUACUCCCUUGUUCUGUCAUUAUAGCUGGUGGAUCUUUCCUGCACCUUUUGGUAAUCUUUUGACUAACAAUACUUUCCUUGUAUUGUCGAAGGCUUUCAUGGCUGGAAUCACUGGGUUGUUGUAGGUUUUUUCGGGCUGUAUGGCCAUGGUCUAGAGACCUCACUACCUCUGAGGAUGCUUGCCAUAGAUGCAGGCAAAACGUCAGGAGAGAAUGUCUAGACCAUGGCCAUACAGCCCGAAAACACCUACAACAACCCAAUACCAUCCUUACAGAAUAAUUCCCCAUUCAUUCUCACUUUGAUUUAAAGGAAAGACUUUAUUCCAACAUUCCAAUUUCUCAUUGCCUAAUCCUAUGUGCACUCUUCCUGAUGUCAUGGCCUUGAGGCUCCCAUCAUUUCCUGUGACUGGGACAGAUGGAAGUUGUAGUUCACUAACAUCUGGAACACUGCACAUUGAUAAUCCUUGAUUGAAUUUCAUUCUAGUGAGCAAAUGCAAUCAUCCAUCAUUUAUUGUUCAUUGGUGCUCCAACUCAAGGACUUACAUUCCAGUGUAAAGCCCUACUAGAGGAGCUACACCAAAUUGAUUUGACCUUGGUAAAUCAACUGUUGCAUAAAUUCUGUUCAUUCUAGUUCAGUGGUUCCCAACCUGUGAUCCGUGUACUACCAGUGGUCUGCAAGAACAAAAGUAUAGUUCGUGGCCUCAGCAAUACUACACCGUUGCCUUGAAACCAUGUGGCAAUGAGAGCAAUUGGUCUUGCAAAACCCUCUUAUAGUGCCAAGGAAAUGGGGACAUCAGGAAGAGAGAGGCUGACUACUCACAAAAGAUUUCUACUACAACAUCAGCUCUAGAUUAUUAAAUGUGGUUUUCUGUGAGUGAGCAGAUGGCAACUACUGGAUGACAUGUUAUGUAUCUGGAACUAGAGCUGAUGUAGUCUAUCUAGUGCAAUUUUCUGAAUUGCACUCCAAAUAACCAAAUUGAAUCUAAAGUUGACCAAAAACCGAUUCAUAACACUUUUAGUACUAAUGUUGGAGUGUGGUCCCUAUUCAAGUGGUCCCUGGUCAAAAAAAAUUGGGAACUACUGCUCUAGUUGGGCUUAGAAUUGAACUGAAGCUGGAAGCACCAAUUGGUAACGUUAUGCAGCUAUACAGAGUAAUUAUAUAUGAAAGAAUUGAUGGCCUAACCCUUUCACCCUUGUAAAAAAAAAGAAGAUAUAAUGUCUUUCUCAGGGCUACUGGAAAAGUUGAUUCUGCACCAGGACUUGAAAUUAGAACCCCAAACCAUUAAGUGCCUGAAAUCCAAUGUAUAAAAUCCCACUGCUUGCCAGAGCAGGAAAACAAAACCUUUUGAAAAUGUGUCCUCGGAAAAUAAGGAUAGAAAAUGCAUCCUCGGAAA